Messenger RNA from Scophthalmus maximus (turbot), 5691 nucleotides. It is a transcript of the gene arhgap27l, whose product is annotated as Rho GTPase activating protein 27, like. Gene Ontology annotation, biological process: regulation of GTPase activity; signal transduction. Gene Ontology annotation, molecular function: protein binding. Gene Ontology annotation, cellular component: cytoplasm. The record is from RefSeq and is a predicted model, not a curated record. The coding region runs from base 352 to 3453 and encodes 1033 amino acids. Lineage: Eukaryota; Metazoa; Chordata; Actinopteri; Pleuronectiformes; Scophthalmidae. The transcript has 23 exons.
GGGAGAGAGAGAGAGGGAGAGAGAGGAACCUGUUUGUGUGGAUCUUCCUUCAGGAACAGAAGAGAACAACAGCAGGAUGAUUCGAUCUGACUUCAACUGCAGGGUGUGUUGCAUUCAGGCGCUGUCCUACAUGAAGCCUCUGAGUCCACUCAGGUUUCGUGUUUGAAAAGUCUGAAAAGAUAAAACGAAGAAACGAAUCGAUUCUGCUUCUGUUUUCUUCUACAGCUGCGAUCUGAGGUCAGGUGGUACACAACUUUGUAUACUCACUAAAGUGUGACCUUUGACCCCUCACCUUCAGAGUCACCUGCCCAUUGACUUUAGGGGGCGGGGGCUGAGCCAAGGGUUGACACCAUGGCGAUGACCUCCUCCCUGAUUGUCAGAGAUUUGGACCUGUGUUUUUCAGGUCUGGGUCUGGUCCUGGUGGAGUUUGAAUAUGAGUACCAUGGUCGGGACGGGGUGCCGGUCUCCAUCAAACCCAACGAGCGAUACGUCCUGCUGGCAAAGACCAACGACCACUGGUGGCAGGUCCGGCGCGACUCCAGCUCCAAGCCCUUCUACAUCCCGGCCAAGUACGUCAAGGAGCUGCCGGCGGACUUCCCGUCCCCACUCGACUUCGAUCAUCCACCGAUUCUCGAUCCAGUGCUGGUUCCUGUGGCUGCGCCCGUCCCAGUACCUGUGCCCAUCCCCGUUCCAAAGACUCUGGAGGAGCCCAGUGGGAACAGAACCAAACCAGGAGAUGAAGUGACAAUUCGUCUCAGACCCGAUUCCUCUACCGGGUACCGUAAGACUGAGAACCGCAUGUCGACCUUUGGCGUCCCGCUGGACUUUCAUGACCUGCCGCAUCUGGUGCAGAGCAGCAACCCUCCAGCUGGUCCUGCAGAGAUCACAACAACCAGCAGCAGUCUGAGCAAAAACCACCUGCCGGACGGCCCGGAUGAACACAGGGACUCUGGGAAACCUCGAGUUCCCAAUUUCAGUCCAGCCGACCCCCUGUCCCCACCCCGGCCCCAGACCCAGGCCAUACCAGUGGAGACACCAGUGGUCCCUGUGGUCCCCUCCAAUAAUGACCUCCACAGCACAUCCUCAUUGCCGGAGAGUUGCCAUGUUGACCGGGAGUCCCCAAUAGAGUUGGAGGAGGAGGAAGAGGAAGAAGAGGAGGAGGAAGAGGAGGAGGAGGAAGAGGAAGAGGGCAGCAAAGAGGAGAAGGAUUUACUGAAGGAGCAAGAAUCAAGCCACAUUUACGAGUCCAUCCAGGACCUGAACCUGGACCUGGAGGCUCUGGUUGGAGGAAGAGCGAGUCCUGAUCCUGAACCUGAUCCUGAUCCUGAACCAGCUCCCGCCCCCACACAGGACCACAGCUCGCUCGGCCAUAACUUGCCCAUCUACGCCAACGUCUCAUCUGUGAAGAGAAGGUCUCUCCCUCACAUCUAUGUCUCCGACCACUUCCUCAUCCCACCACCUCCGACUGACCCCGCUCCCUCCACUCCUGACCACAUCCCACCUUCCUCAGUCUCCUCCUCUGACACGAUUAGCCCCGCCUCCCCCAUCAGCUCGGAUGAGUGGCAGGUUCAUACUGACCUCGACAGUGGGAGGGACUUCUACUACCAUCCUGUUACCAGGCAGACCACAUGGUCUGACCCCCGCUGCCCCACCCCCCCGCCUGCUGCAGACAUGGACCAGUCCAAGGGACGGGAGGGGGGACAGCUGCCCCCCCCCUCACCUCUGCUCUCCCCCUCCUCCUCCCAGGACUCUUGUGUUUGGGAGCAGCUGUUGGACAAAGUCUCUGGGAGAUUUUACUACUUCAACCUGACAACACGAGUCACAUCCUGGACACCACCAGAGCCCUCGUCCCCCUUGUCCCCCUCGUCCCCCCUCUGGUCUCCAACCAACAGGAAGCAUGACGACGUCCCGCCUCCACUGCCAGAGGAAGAUUAUCCUGUCGACACAACGAACAACAGCAACGACACUGUCUUUACAACAAAUCCUCAGCAGCCUGUGGCUCUAAUUCCCAGAGCUCAGCUGGACCUGAAAGAUGGAAACAACUUCCCAUGGAGGCUGCAGGAGAUUCCACAUUUACCCCAAAGGCUGGUGGGAAAUGGAGUCGGUAAUGAUGGGCGUAGUCUGCAGGUCAGGAGCUGGAGACACAGUGUGGCCGAAGACACGUUUGCUCCUGGACACAGGAGGAACGUGUCUGACCUCACGGAGGCGUCCGACAAAAGACUGUCCCCCGACAGUGUACAGUUCUCUGAUAGGAACAGACUGAAGAGGAAUCUGUCCAAUCGGAGCGCAGGCUCCGACCAGCUGCACUGCCACCUGCUGGAGAAGGCAGGAAUCAUCAAUAAGACCAAAGUAGUCGAUCACAGCAAAAAGAUCAGGAAGAACUGGAGUCAGUCCUGGACCGUCCUCCACGGUGGGAUCCUCACCUUCCACAGAGACCCCAAGUCGGCUCAGACGGGGAACACGAGUAAAGCAUCACAGAUUGUUCCAGAGUUCACCGUGGAGCUGAGAGGGGCUUCGGUCAACUGGGCCUCCAGAGACAAGUCCUCCAAGAAGAACGUUCUAGAGCUGAAGACUCGUCAUGGCUGCGAGUUCCUGAUGCAGUACGACACCGAGAGCAUCAUCAGCGACUGGCUCAAAGUGAUGCAGGACACCAUCAGACAGCUGGACCACGAGCACCUGACGGAGGACGAGGACGAGGCGGCGUCGGACCGAGAGGACAAAGACCGGCAGAGGACGACGAGCAGAAACUCGUCAGGAGGAGUUGACUCUGAGCAGCGACGAGUUCGCACCAAACUGAGACGCUUCCUCCAGCGACGGCCGACGCUGCAGAGCGUCAAGGAGAAGGGCUACAUCCGAGACAACGUGUUUGGAUGUCACCUCGACACACUGUGUCACAGAGAAAACACGACCUGCCCCAUGUUCCUUCACAAGUGUAUCAGAGCAGUGGAGAGGAGAGGUCUGGAUGUGGACGGGAUCUACAGAGUCAGUGGGAACUUGGCUGUGAUCCAGAGACUUCGAUACAAAGCUGAUCACGAGGAGCAGUUGGACCUGGACGACGGACAGUGGCAGGAGAUCCAUGUGAUCACCGGAGCCCUGAAGCUUUUCCUGCGCGAGCUCCCAGAGCCGCUGUUUCCAUUCAGCUGCUUCGACAAGUUUAUCGCCGCCAUUCAAGUUCCGGACUACAGUCUGAGAGUCUCCUACAUGAGGGACCUGGUCCGGUCGCUGCCGCUGCCCAACCACGACACCAUGGAGCUGCUGUUCAAACACCUGCUCAGGGUGAUCGAGCACAAAGACUCGAACAGGAUGUCGGUUCAGAGCGUCGCCAUUGUGUUUGGACCCACGUUGCUCCGCCCCCAGACCGAGUCGCACAAUAUGACGAUCCACAUGGUUUUCCAGAGCCAGAUUGUGGAGCUCAUGCUCAAUGAGUUCCAGAGUGUCUUCUCCCAGAGCUAGGAGGAACCUCCUGGAACCUCCUCCAGGAACCACCAGAGAACCUUUGAGGGGCUCCUGGUCCCAGAGCACCAGAAUCUUCUGAAGUGUCAGAGAACCUUCGGUAACUUUGACCUAAACAUCAGCUCUUCUCAAACAGAAGUUCAUGGGGAUUGAACGUGGAAACUGUUGGUUACAUGAUGGCCUUUCUAACCACUGUUCCUAAAACAGUUCCUAAAGGAACCUGAGUGGAACCUGAGUGGAACCUGAGUGGAACCUGAGUGGAACCUCCUUGAACCCUGGACCGGUUCUGAAAUCUUUGACAGCAGCUUCACUCUUUUAACGAGGACCAAAGCAGACCAAAUGAAAAAACCUUAAAAAACUAAAACAAAUCAUCUCACUGUUCACAAGAACUCAACUCAAGUCUCAGAUCCUUCUAGAACCUUGUUGAUCUUUGGACAUUAACAUCAUCUCCUUUUUAAAAAUAAUUGUUGGACAUUCGGGUUCAGUCUGGUUUGAGCAAGAACUCGCCAACAAAAGGUCCAGAUUUGUCCAGAACCUUGUAGAACUCAGCACCCAAACAUCAUCUCCUCUUGACUCUUCUUGAAAUUGUGGCUUUACAACUUCAAGAAUUAAACAUAACAUCCGAUCAAACCACUGUACAUUACAAGAACAAACUCAAGUUUUGGAUCCGUCUGGGGUUUGAACCUGAGACCUCCUGACUACACGAUGCCCUUCUCUAACCACUCUGUCCUAAAUGGUCCGGUAGAACUUGAGUGGAACCGUCUGGUGUCUAGACUGAUCCUGAAACCUUUACCAGUCUGAACAAACCGAACAAUUAAUAAAAACAAACUACAUAAAUUUCUUACUUUGAGAGAACUGAUGCAACAAGUUCACGACUUGCCAAGAACUUCGUAAAACAUGGAACCCAUACAACAUCUGAGGACAUUUAGUAACUUAGGUUUGAACCAGAAUCUGAUGAACAUAACGCUCUCAAAAGAACAAAGGUCACACGGAACCUUAAAGAACUCUAGACCCAAACAUGCCUUCUUCCUCCUUCUUUAAAAGUGAUGUGGGCAGUUAAGUUUAAAGGAGAAGAACCUGGAGCCUACGAGAGUCAGAACACAAACUGUCAAACACUCAAAAUGUCUUGAGAACCAUGAAGUCUGGACUUCUGUUCCCGUCUCUCUCCAGGGAUUUUAUGUUUUUAAAGACAUGAAUGUUUCAGGUAUUUUUUUCUUCCAAAAGUUCUUAUUAACGGAACUCAUCCACAAAGAAAACUAAAACAAAUCUCACGUCAAACGGGAUUGACACACUUUACUCAGAAGGGUCACUUGAUUUGAAGAGACGAGGCUCAGUUCACGGUCUCGUGUGCUCGUUGCCACAAGAGGAAUUCAGACGUGAAUUGUUUUUAACAUUCCCCUCAUCUUUAGUGAUGAUUCGUCUGUCUGCAGUUGGUGGAAGAACCCCUGAAGGAACGUUGUGCAUGAGUAGACCAGCACAGAAUCCACAAUCUCUGAAGUGACUCACUCAUUACAGUAGUCUUAAGAUUUUAUAUCACUGGGGACAGUUAAAAUAUUUUAAACCCAAAAAUGAUUGAUUCCUAAAAAGCAACAAAGCGUUUAAAUAAUGCCGGAAACAAUAAUCAAAUCACCAAGGAACAAAAUGAAUAUUUCAUCGCCACUGACUCUGGUAAUCACAGUAAAGUGUUUCUUUACAGGAGAGCGUCAUCGUAAAAACACUGGAUCAAAGUUUUACUCUGGAUAUGAUGUCGGAUCAGUUAUUGACAGUGUGGAAAUAACAGUGUCAUCACUUCGUCACAGGAUGGAGAUGGUAUGAUAUCACAGUUCAAACUGCUUCUUGACCUUGUGCUAAGCUAAGCUAGAUGCAUCCUGGAUCUAUAUAUAUACAGGACACACACUGAUGAAAGUGACGUCCAUCUUCUUACCGGGAAGAUUGACGCCACGUUUAAGUGUUUCUGUAAAUCUAAAUGCGGGUUGUUGGAAUCUGAGAGGACCCAGGACAUUUCCCUGAGGGACUCCAGCAGUUAUUAAACAGAAAACAUGAGGUUUUACUGGAAUGUUCAAGUGUUUCUUUGAGGAUGAAUGUUGUGUUCUGGUGUGACGUCACCAUCAUCUGCACGACGCUGUAGUUUAAAGCUUAUAUGUUUUACUGACAGAACAACUGAGAUGAACAGAUUCUACUCUGUACAUUAGAGGGUAUUUUACUGACUUUUAAUAAAAAUGAAACUGAUCAGUGCAA